Molecule: messenger RNA, 1664 nt
Organism: Ixodes scapularis (black-legged tick)
Lineage: Eukaryota; Metazoa; Arthropoda; Arachnida; Ixodida; Ixodidae
Product: zinc finger protein 436-like
Exons: 2
Coding region: 1-501 (166 amino acids)
Biological process (GO): regulation of transcription by RNA polymerase II
Cellular component (GO): nucleus
Molecular function (GO): DNA-binding transcription factor activity, RNA polymerase II-specific; RNA polymerase II transcription regulatory region sequence-specific DNA binding
Source: RefSeq, a predicted model, not a curated record
AUGGUGCAAAGCCUUGAACGAGCAACUUUGCUUCUUUGCCAUCUCUCAACAGAGCUCGGAGACGCCGCCUGCGCGGCGACGGGCGGCGGCUUUACCUGCCCCCAGUGCGGCGCAACGUUCUCCUCUCGGAGUCACCUGUCGACGCACCGGAGGUUGACGCACCGGUGGAAAGGAGGCCAGCACCAGUGUCGCUUCUGCCCUUACACCAGCGACAGAACCAACGUGUCCCGGCACGAGCGGGUCCACACGCGGGAGAAGCCGUUCUGGUGCCAGAUAUGCGGCAGUGCCUUCUCGCAGAAGACAAGCCUGGUGGAGCACCAGCGGAGGCACUCUGGCGAGCGGCCGUUCGGGUGCGAAGUGUGUGGGCAGAGGUUCCCGGCUGCAAACCAGCUCAUCAGGCACAUGCGAAAGCACACGGACGGGCGUCCGUACGUCUGCGGUGUGUGCGGGAAGUCUUUCGCGAAGAAGGGCGACCUGGUGGCUCAUGGCUGCAUCCACUAAACUUUGUUCGCUGGAAACUACACGCUUGUAUCGGUCGGCUGUCUCUCGCGAACCGUGAUCGUCUCUCUCAACGUUGCAUUGCACAGAGUGGGGUAAGGCGAUCAAAGGCAGGUGAUCAAUAGACCCCUUGCAAAAAUUCCAAAACCCCGCGCGCGCUGUGCGACGAAUAAUGGGAGUCCUCGGUAUGCCCCUCCUCCGGCUACCACGUGACUAUCUGGCAUAAGCGAGCAGGCGCAGGUUACCACAGCAACAACUUCUGAGCCGCUGAGUCUGGCGUUGGUUUGGCGAGUGACGAGCCAACGGCUGCCCCUUUCUCAUCCCUCUCCCUUGUACCAGCUCUGUCGUCUGCUGCACCAACGCUUUGUUGAACCUGGUCGAAACCUGCCACGGUUGCGAUACAAAAUAAGUGGAUUCGGUGAUACUUCAGUACGUGAAAAUAAGUUACGACGAAUAACAUAUUCAAAUAAGUUCGCCUGUCACGAUGACUUUACGCUGACACAGAUACAGUACGUAGCCAACGACGUAUGACUCGGCAGGUGGGCAGGAUGGCGGAUGACUGCAACGGCUGCUGGCGGUAGCUGCCGGGACGCUGCGCGGAGGCGCAACGAGAAAGCGCGUGAUCUGUACCGAGGGUUCCCAAAAUUCUCUGCCGUCGUGGUGCUGUACGUUUUGCAACAGGUCUAUUGGUUUAGCGAGAAGGAAGCUUACGCCGCCCUGUCAUCUUGGCGGCAAAUGGAGUAUAGCAGUCUUAGUGGGGAAGUCCGCUGUUGCCUGCAUUCCCGAUGAAGACCACUUUUGUCUUGCACCGCUGUUUAUAGAGAUGUUCGAUGGACUGCAACACGAAGUGUAGGCACAGCGCGGCAAAACUUUAUUUUGCUAGAAGAGGAUUGGUGUUUAAGAACAGAAAAGCUCAUCGAUACAACACCACUAAGUUUGAGGCCCUGGGCAAGUGCUAUCUGCUGCGCUACUAUACCCUGUCUCAUGUAAAGAAAGGAGGGACGAGCGCCUCUUGCAAAGCCCUUCACUUUUUCCACUUAGUAGAGCGAACGCCAGACAGGAGAUGAGCCGAGCAGACGUUAAAGCGUUAACCUUUGUUAACAAACUGCGCCCAAGAUGUGAUGAAAAUAAAAUUGACAUCUGCUUAUCCUUUUCCCAGCUUCCUG